This is a messenger RNA of Macrosiphum euphorbiae (potato aphid), 1104 nucleotides long. Lineage: Eukaryota; Metazoa; Arthropoda; Insecta; Hemiptera; Aphididae. The record is from the annotation of a GenBank genome assembly.
AUGGACAUGUUACAUAUGUGUUUGGAUGAAAAUGGAUUAUUACAAAAGUCGGUACUCUGUGCGCCAAUGAAUGAACUUAUGAACGAAAAUCAAUUAUUCCGCGAAAUAAUAAUUCCAAAAUUAAAAAAUGUAUUUCGUGCUAAGCAUGAUAAGGAUAUAAUAAUGAAGCUCAUUUGCAAUCUAUCAACAAAGGACGCUAUAAUUAGUGAGAGGCUAUUGCAUGUCAUUGUGACUUCAUCAAUAGACUUGGCCGAACUUGAACCAAGCAAUUAUAAAAAACAUAUUAAAACUGUCAAAUCUGCAAUUGAGGUUCUGGAAUAUUUCGUCAAAGUUUUAGUGGAUAAAAAAGAAAAUAAUAAAACAGAAACAGAUAGUAAAAGUGAAUUCGAAGAUGAUGAUACAGAUGACUUCAUUGAAGAAAAUUAUACUGAGAAAAUGGUGGAAUUAUUAUCCAAUUUAACAUAUUCAACGAAUCAUCAAGAAAUGACAAACGUUUUUAUAGCUUAUAAGUGGUUAGCUGAAUUGUAUGGGGUACUUUGUGAUAAUUCAAAUCAUUUAACAAAGUAUCAAAAAAGAUUAAAUAAAUAUAUAUUAUUAGCAGAAAAAAUUAAUGGAAAUGAUGACCACUUAAAAUAUCUAAAAAAUAAACAGGAUGCCAAAAUCCUCUUAGCGAAUAACAGUUGGGAAGUUAAUAGUUGGCUUGGUGGUUGGUAUUUUAGUAAUUUAAAAACAGAAACGUCGAAAAUAUUAGACACAUCGGAGAAGGGAGAAAAAUCAAAAAUAUUAUAUGUUAUGGAUUCGGUUAAAAAUGAUUAUGAACAAAUGUACCGAUAUUUAAACUGUGCUAUUAAUGAAAUAGUCAUUACUAGUGAGGAUCGAACUAGAAAUAUGGAAGCUCAUGAACUUUUUAGUAUGUAUUUGAUGAUAGCUAAUAGACAUGAAAUUGAAAAGCAUACUGUGAAGACCAUGCCGAAUGACGAGAUACUUAAAGGCGAAGAUAAUACAAAUAUAAACAAUGAGGUUGUGAAUAAAAUUCCGAGUGAUGAGGUAAAGAUAAACACUGCUUCUGGAAUCGGAUGGUUCAGAACAUAUAUUUCAGGAUAA